Messenger RNA from Grus americana (Whooping crane), 2243 nucleotides. It is a transcript of the gene GET1, whose product is annotated as guided entry of tail-anchored proteins factor 1. Bases 156 to 668 code for a protein of 170 amino acids. NCBI's taxonomy places the organism in Eukaryota, Metazoa, Chordata, Aves, Gruiformes, Gruidae. Gene Ontology annotation, biological process: tail-anchored membrane protein insertion into ER membrane. The transcript is spliced from 5 exons. The record is from RefSeq and is a predicted model, not a curated record.
CCUGUCACGUGGCCACACCUGUCCCCGUUUCCCCUCACACAGAGGCAGCCGGCCCGCCUGUCGCCCCACGUGCGCGGGAGAGUCGCCCCGACGCGGUGCCGCCCGCCCGGGAGGCUCGUUAGUGCUGGGGGGGAGGGGGCGUGCCCGCCCGCGGCAUGGCGGAGAGCGGCGCCUGGCUGCUGGUGCUGAGCUCCGUCUUCCUCUGCAACGCUCUCAAGAUCCUCCUGCCGUCCUGCUCAUCCAUCAUAUCCAGAUUGUUACAAAAGGAUGCAGAGCAGGAGUCCCAAAUGAGAGCUGAAAUUCAGAACAUGAAGCAAGAACUCUCAACCAUUAGUAUGAUGGAUGAGUUUGCUAGAUACGCUCGUCUGGAAAGAAAGAUUAACAAAAUGACUGACAAGCUUAAAACUCAUGUGAAAGCACGAACUGCCCAAUUAGCCAAAAUAAAGUGGGUUAUAAAUAUUGUAUUCUACAUCUUACAAGCUGCUUUGAUGAUCUCUCUGAUUUGGAAGUACUAUUCUGAGCCAGUGACAGUGCUUCCAAGCAAAUGGCUUGCUCCACUGGAGCGCCUAGUAGCCUUUCCCACGGGGGUGGCAGGUGGUGUUGGAAUUACAUGUUGGCUUGUGGUUUGUAAUAAAGUUGUAGCUAUCAUGCUACACCCUUUCAGCUGAAGGAAUCCCAGUAAUCCAUGGAGUCUUCAACUACAUUUUCAUUAUCACUGUUUUAAAUGAAUAGAAAAAAGAAAAAAGGAACAGUUGUCUUUCACGAGGUGUGAGAUAAUCUUUGUUACUUCAUUUGGAUAUCAGUCAGUAUUCUUUUUGAUUUAUUUUAUCUUUCCCUAGUUUGUUUUUUCAGUUUGGUGGUCAGUUUUCAAAGAGUACCAUCACUGUAGGACCUCAUUUUGUGUCUAUUUUGAUUAAGUAUGAACACUGAUUCAUGGCAGAACCGUAAGGCUUUGUCAUGGCAUAUUCACCAAUAUCUAAAAGCAUUGGAUUUGUUUUUAAGUUGGAAACACGCUGGCGUUAGGAAUUAAUUUGGGAGCUUUACUGUAUAAUAUGGCAGUUUCACCCAGAGGUGGGAUUAUGUUUGGUGACAAGCAGUACUAGAGGACAGAGGUGUAGGUGUUGUGGUUGGCUUAGUGUAAAGCAGAAUUAGUUUCCUCAUUGUUAUUUUUUACACUAGAAUUGGUGUAUUCUUGGGCUGUCUCAGAAAAUGCAGUAUUGACAUAUGUGCAGAAUCAACCUUUUAUCUCUUAAGAGACUCACUCAGUUGCCAAAUACAGGAUGGCUGGCUACUUUUUCCUCCCUGACUUUUAAAAUUCAUUGAACACUUGAAUUUUUUCCUAUGUUCCUUUCCUUCCUUGACAUUUUUUCUGCUUCCCAAACUGAAUGAGCAUGACUGAAACUAUUUCUUUCCAUGUUUUGGGAGGAAAGGUCUGGCCAUUUUUCUCAAGCUGCAUGUUAAGAAAGAGAAGGUAGAAGACACCUUCGGAGGACUACGUUCCUAGGGCUUUAGCAUAUAUUCAUGACAGUCUGGGAUAGCCUGAAACAGCUAUGGAAAUGUAAAAAGGCAAAUUAGCCAUUUAAAUGUCUGAUGAAUGGUAGCAAGUAGGAGCAGGAGGGAAAACAAUUUUCUGUUUUGGACCAAAUCUUUCUUGCUCUAUUUAAGUACAGGGAACAGUCACAAUAUUUUGAAUUUAAAGGUGAACAGAAUUCUUCCUAGUACCGUGCCUGUAGAACAGCGACAAAGUUGCGUUAUCUUCCCUGCCACGGUGGUAUCUGCAACCCUGUCGUUGCUGCCCCGUAAGACAAAUAGGUGGGUUUAUAAAGUUCUUGUUCCACACCUCCUUUUUAUUUUUGAUGUGAGCCUGAACAAAGCUCUGAGCGACGCCUUUCCCUCUUCUGCUGGGCUUUGGCAAUUCUGGUUCCGCUUCCCACUUUGUAUGGCGGAAUCCGUUUGUUACGUUAUUUCAGGUCCUUCAGCUUCCUGCAGGAGCAAAGGGGCUAGGGCCCCUCUGUGAUUAGCACUGCAUUGAGAAAUUAAUUCAAAAGGUCAUGAUACAUUGUAUAUAUGCAUUAAUUUUAUUUUUUAAUGUUAAUUUUUAAAAAAUGGUUUUAUGUUAGGGAUGACAUUUAGCCAACAUGAAAAUGGAUGCAUUAAGUAUCAUCAAGAAAAAAAAUGUUGUGAUUGAAUGUUAUGUAUAAUUGUGGUUUUAUUAACUAAAUAAAGCUUUUCAAUCCAUCUCA